This is a messenger RNA of Fonsecaea nubica, 1470 nucleotides long. RefSeq lists its product as hypothetical. The transcript has 9 exons. NCBI's taxonomy places the organism in Eukaryota, Fungi, Ascomycota, Eurotiomycetes, Chaetothyriales, Herpotrichiellaceae. The record is from RefSeq and is a predicted model, not a curated record. The coding region runs from base 1 to 1470 and encodes 489 amino acids.
AUGGCCUACGGUCUGGGUAUUCCCAGGCUCAGGCUUAACAGCCCAUACUGGCAAAACUUUAUCGGCGGCAUCCUCAUCGGCCUGACUGGAGGGCUUUAUGCCGCUCUCAACCUCCUGGGUGCCGGAGGUGGUAAACCCAACUCGUUCGAGGUCGUCCAAAUCGCCAAUGCCACUCUCUGCGCCGUCUACGCCGUCUCAGCCUGGUUCGGGGGGACUAUUCUGAAUACGAUCGGCCCUGCCUUGACUGCCUUUUUCGGUGUUAUCGGAUACAUCCUCUACGUCGGGAGUCUGUGGUACUUUGACCAGCACGGCAAAGAGACUUUCCCCAUUAUCGCCGCUGUCUGCAUUGGUAUCUCUGCCGGUUUGAUCUACGUGACGUCCGGAUACCUGUCCAUGUCGUAUUCCGAGGAGAACGAACGUGGAAAGUUCGUGGCGAUAUCUAUCAACCUCCAGGCCCUCGGCGCUGCAAUUGGCGGGCUGAUCCCUCUCAUCAUCAAUCACAACAAGGCUACCAGUGACGGUGUCCCCCCAGCGGUCUACAUCGUAUUCAUCGUCAUGGACUUUGUCGGCUGCGCGUUGGCGUUUCUGUUGCGACCUCCGGAGAAGGUGGUGCGAGACGACGGGACCAACAUUGCCGUGGUCAAAGCCCGGCCCUUCUGGGACGAAUUCAAGGGCAAUCUCGAAGCUUUCAAGGAUUGGCGAAUGCUCGUCAUGAUCCCUGCGUUUGCCGUCAGCGAAUGCUUCCUCGUCUACGGCGGCAGUGCCAAUGCCUUCCGCAACAGCCUCCGCGCCCGCAGUCUGCUGGGAUUCUGCUCUGUGACGCUGCAGAUCAUCUGCGGUUGGCUGUUGACGUUGCUUCUUGACAACGAAAAGCUUCGUCGACGAACCCGAGCCCAGAUUGGCCUUGCCAUUACUGGCGUCCCCGUGAUUGGCGCCUACAUCUGGGAGAUGGUGCGCACGCGCAACUACGACAGGAACAACCCACCGUCGCCACCCCUGGACUGGAACGACCCCGACUUUGGGGCCAUCUUCGUACUGUUCAUGCUGAACUGGGUGUCGUGCUCGCUGUUCCAAUACAUGAUCCUCUACUUUUUGGGCUGUUUCACCAACAAUCCCCGCGCGGCUGCCAACAACGCUGGUGUCUUCCGAGGAUUCAUGGCCGCCGGAGAAGCCAUCGACUUUGGUGUCGACAGCAUGGGCGUGCCGUUCUUGAAAGAAUCUGGUGCUCUGUUUGCGUUCUACACCGCCGGCGUUAUCGCGAUGGGAUACCUGGCGCUCUACCACAUCGACGAGACAAAGUACUUUACCGAGGACGAGGUGACGAUCCCCAAGCACGUCCUAGAGGAGCACGACCACACCAUUGUGAUAGAUGGCGUGUCCAAGGGCAAUUCACAGACGGACGAGGAGGCCACUGCCGGCGCCACCACGGGCAAGGAGGCCAUUGGUGUGGCUGAGGAGGUCAAGGAGUGA